Sparassis crispa is the source of this 1017-nucleotide messenger RNA. RefSeq lists its product as hypothetical. Bases 1 to 1017 code for a protein of 338 amino acids. Lineage: Eukaryota; Fungi; Basidiomycota; Agaricomycetes; Polyporales; Sparassidaceae. The transcript has 2 exons. The record is from RefSeq and is a predicted model, not a curated record.
AUGUGGAAGUUCCGUGCUCUCGAGCCUGAGGAGCCGGAGUCACCAGAAGUACCGGAAUUUCCGACAUUCAUUCGUGUCCUCAGGAUUGGCUUCGACGCCCAGACAGCGUUGCCAUUUGCAACCGUCCAACGUAGUCCUUUGCUGCGAAGUAGCGCCCAAGUAUUCUGCUGUUCUAGCUGGAGUGCAGACCAGAUAGGUGUUGAACGCUCGGACAUGGGAACUAUCGCUGUGGUUUUGGGGACGAGGCAAGGAGUAUUUCUGCAUACUCGUGUUGGCCAAUUUCCACACCCGGACUUCCCUAGUUCCAACGCCGACAUAUGGCGUGAUGGACAUCAUCGUUUCCCCCGCAUACCACCGAUACCUCAGCAGGACUUGGAUCAGACUGCGACUAUCGCCCAAAUUCCUCGUCCACGCGUCCCUAUCAUUUUCACAGUGCCAACGGACGAAGUCAAGCCUGCUGCUAUCACAGUAGACUGUCCCUACAGGUGCAUUUCUGCCAACUGGCCAUUCCUUGGUUUCACCAAUCUCAUCCCAUUCGCGCCACGUUUUUAUCCUUUGCGCGACGAACGUAAGAAAGGCAUUCACCCGUGUUCGGAAUUAUGGAUUCCGCAGUCUUUGACUGGUCUUUGGUUCGGUACUUAUGGACCUCAUGGCACCGAGUGCGUAUAUGUUCACUGGGAUGACAUUGAGCGGUCCUUAUCUGCGUGGAAGAUCACUGGAGAUGAGAAUGUGCCUCGAGGAGCACUGACGUGGACUUUCGCCAUGGGUCGUCCGUAUCGCGUGCCCGCCUUGCAACGCGAGGUGUGCGUGCAAUCGUUUGGCGACCUAGAGAAAUGCAGGGUUUAUUCUGGUACAGGUACGAUCAGUGCUCGCGGAUAUAUGCCAUAUCAGCAGGUGCCGUGCUUCUUGCUGUUGGGCAUCGUGGGCCCAGAUGAGCUGCGAAUCUUUUGGAUGGAAUCUGAAGACGAAGAGCUGUCCACCUAUGUCCGCUAUAAAGGCUCGGGAUCUCCAGAAUGA